GAGCGAAAACAGGCGCGGAUACCGUCCGGGAAGGCCGGUGCGGAAGGUGGCGGGGGAGGGGACGGUCGGCCGAAGGCUCCCCGGGGCGGGCCGGCGGGAGUCGUGGUCAGUGGUGAUUUCUUCUGGAGUCGUUUCCUCAGCUCCUUCCAGCCCCUUGGGCGGCACCUUCUAUCUUUGAGGCGUUAAAGGAGCAGCAAAUGGAUUUCUCAUGGAAGUUUGUGUUGAUUCAGUGGAGUCAGCUGUGAAUGCAGAAAGAGGAGGUGCUGAUCGGAUUGAAUUAUGUUCUGGUUUAUCAGAGGGGGGAACUACACCCAGCAUGGGUGUCCUUCAAGUAGUGAAGCAGAGUGUUCAGAUCCCAGUUUUUGUGAUGAUUCGGCCACGGGGAGGUGAUUUUUUGUAUUCAGAUCGUGAAAUUGAGGUGAUGAAGGCUGACAUUCGUCUUGCCAAGCUUUAUGGUGCUGAUGGUUUGGUAUUUGGGGCAUUGACUGAAGAUGGACACAUUGACAAAGAGCUGUGUAUGUCCCUUAUGGCUAUUUGCCGCCCUCUACCAGUCACUUUCCACCGAGCCUUUGACAUGGUUCAUGAUCCAAUGGCAGCUCUGGAGACCCUCUUAACCUUGGGAUUUGAACGCGUGUUGACCAGUGGAUGUGACAGUUCAGCAUUAGAAGGGCUACCCCUAAUAAAGCGACUCAUAGAGCAGGCAGAAGGCAGGAUUGUGGUAAUGCCAGGAGGUGGUAUAACAGACAGAAAUCUACAAAGGAUCCUUGAGGGUUCAGGUGCUACAGAAUUCCACUGUUCUGCUCGGUCUACUAGAGACUCGGGAAUGAAGUUUCGAAAUUCAUCUGUUGCCAUGGGAGCCUCACUUUCUUGCUCAGAAUAUUCCCUAAAGGUAACAGAUGUGACCAAAGUAAGGACUUUGAAUGCUAUCGCAAAGAACAUCCUGGUGUAGCCAGACCUCUCUGAGAGACAUGGAUAUCACAGGAUGAAGGUAGAACUAUAAUCUGCAAUUCUCUAUGACACAGCUUUAACCUUCUUCUCUGGCCAGGACAGUCGCAAUCUUUGUUUUAAGUUUCACGUGGCCAUGGAGAAUGUGCCCAAGAAGAAAAAGAAUUUGAAACAGAGAUACAGUCACUUCCUUUGCUUAGUCUUACCAGUGAUUGUCAUCAUGGUUAAAGCUGGUCUGUGCUUCUUCCAUAGACAGAAGCUUAGUCUGUUUUCAGUGGAAUUAAUUGAUGAACUGGGAAAAUUUUAACUGCAUGGUAUGAAUUCAGAGUGUGACUUAAGGGUCAAUUCAAAGCAGUAUUUUGACUUUUCAUUUGUAAAAUAAAAAUUUCCACUAUUACA
Messenger RNA from Pan troglodytes (chimpanzee), 1344 nucleotides. It is a transcript of the gene CUTC, whose product is annotated as cutC copper transporter. Bases 209 to 949 code for a protein of 246 amino acids. The transcript is spliced from 9 exons. Lineage: Eukaryota; Metazoa; Chordata; Mammalia; Primates; Hominidae. Gene Ontology annotation, molecular function: copper ion binding. The record is from RefSeq and is a predicted model, not a curated record.